Hippopotamus amphibius kiboko is the source of this 1359-nucleotide messenger RNA. RefSeq names its product growth hormone-inducible transmembrane protein-like. Bases 117 to 1151 code for a protein of 344 amino acids. The transcript has a single exon. Gene Ontology annotation, cellular component: mitochondrial inner membrane. The record is from RefSeq and is a predicted model, not a curated record. NCBI's taxonomy places the organism in Eukaryota, Metazoa, Chordata, Mammalia, Artiodactyla, Hippopotamidae.
CGAGGAGGCGGGAGGCGUGUGCCGUGCUGUUUCAGCGGCCCGGAAGGGGAACUGCGCGCUUGAGGUGACCAGGGACUGAGCAUUUCAGAUCUGCUUGGUAAACCUGGUGCACCACCAUGCUGGCCGCAAGACUUGUGUGUCUCCGGACACUACCUUCCAGGGUUUUCCACCCAGCUUUCACCAAGGCCUCCCCUGUUGUGAAGAAUUCCAUCACGAAGAAUCAAUGGCUCUUAACACCCAGAAGGGAAUAUGCAACCAAGACAAGAAUUGGGAUUCGGCGUGGAAAAACUAGCCAAGAGCUCGAGGCAGCGUUGGAACCAUCAUUGGAAAAAAUAUUUAAAAUCGAUCAGAUGGGAAGAUGGUUUAUUGCUGGAGGGGCUGCUGUUGGUCUUGGAGCUUUGUGCUACUAUGGCUUGGGAAUGUCUAAUGAGAUUGGAGCUAUUGAAAAAGCUGUAAUUUGGCCACAGUAUGUGAAGGAUAAAAUUCAUUCCACCUAUAUGUACUUAGCAGGAAGUAUUGGCAUAACAGCUUUGUCUGCCCUGGCAGUGAGCAGAACUCCAGCUCUCAUGAACUUCAUGAUGAGAGGCUCUUGGGUGACAAUUGGUGCAACCUUUGCAGCCAUGAUUGGAGCUGGAAUGCUGGUACAGUCAAUAUCCUAUGACCAGAGCCCAGGCCCAAAGCAUCUUGCUUGGUUACUACAUUCUGGUGUGAUGGGUGCAGUGGUGGCACCUCUGACGAUAUUGGGGGGGCCUCUUCUCGUCAGAGCUGCAUGGUACACAGCUGGCAUUGUAGGAGGCCUCUCCACCGUGGCCAUGUGUGCGCCCAGUGAGAAGUUUUUGAACAUGGGAGCACCCCUGGGCGUGGGCCUGGGUGUCGUCUUCGUGUCCUCACUAGGAUCUAUGUUUCUUCCACCUACCACUGUGGCUGGUGCCACUCUGUACUCAGUGGCAAUUUAUGGUGGCUUAGUUCUUUUCAGCAUGUUUCUUCUGUAUGAUACACAGAAAGUAAUCAAGCGUGCAGAAGUAGUACCAGUGUAUGGAGUUCAAAAAUAUGAUCCCAUCAAUUCGAUGCUGGGAAUCUACAUGGAUACAUUAAACAUAUUUAUGCGAGUUGCCACUAUUCCGGCAACUGGAGGCAAAAGAAAGAAGUGAAGUGACUCAGUUUCUGACUUCCUUCAUUCAUCAGAUAUCUGGCUUGUUUAAUAGGGGCAGAUAUUCUUUAAAUAGUUUGUGCAAGCAGCUUUCAUUGAAGUUUAGAAGAUAAGAACUUGUCAACAUGUUUCAAGUGUUCCAGUAAUGUGAUGCUUCAGGUCUGCUUUUUCUUCUGGAGAAUAAAUUCAGUAGUCUCUUCCAAAUAGCA